Messenger RNA from Ruditapes philippinarum (Manila clam), 3531 nucleotides. Its product is annotated as kinesin-like protein KIF18A. Bases 85 to 3531 code for a protein of 1148 amino acids. Lineage: Eukaryota; Metazoa; Mollusca; Bivalvia; Venerida; Veneridae. Gene Ontology annotation, molecular function: microtubule motor activity; microtubule binding; ATP binding. The transcript has 18 exons. The record is from RefSeq and is a predicted model, not a curated record. Gene Ontology annotation, biological process: microtubule-based movement.
AAGCGCUGUUUCAUUUCGCGUGGGUAUUUUGAAAACAACAAGAUAGAUCUAUGAGAAAAAAAAUAACAAUAUUAUUCAGCCGUGAUGCCGUUGCCACCCACACGUAAACGACCUCAUGGGCCUGAUGCUGAUUUAGUUGUUGAUGACUCGGGUCCUAGCAGCAAUGUCAAAGUUGUUGUUAGAAUUCGUCCACCUAAUGUUAAAGAGACUGAGGGAAACUUCAGAGAGGUUGUACAGGCAGUAGAUGAAAAUGUGCUAGUUUUUGACCCCAAGGAACCAUCUUCAUAUGAAUAUGGUGGAGGGAGGAGAAGACCUAGGGAUAUAAGACAAAGGAGAAAUAAAGACCUUAAGUUUGCAUUUGAUCAUGUAUUUGAUGCAAGUGCAACAAACAUUGAUGUGUACAAUGAGACAACAAACACAGUGUUAACAGGUCUGCUAAAUGGAUAUAAUUGUUCAGUGUUUGCUUAUGGUGCUACUGGGGCUGGUAAAACACAUACAAUGUUGGGAAGUAAAGAACACCCAGGCGUUAUGUACCAUACAAUGAUGGAUCUUUACUCGCGCAUUGAAAACAUGAGGGACAAUAAAACCUGUGAUGUGGCGGUCUCAUAUUUGGAGAUUUAUAAUGAGACAAUCCGAGAUCUACUGAUGAAAGGGUCAGUGCUACCAAUCAGAGAGGAUCCUGGGAAAGGUGUUGUUGUACCGGGUCUGUCCCUACACAAGCCAAAGACAGCGGAGGAGUUACUGUACAUGUUACAGUUUGGGAACCAGCACCGGACACAACACCCCACAGAUGCCAAUGCUGAGUCUUCUAGGUCACAUGCUGUAUUACAGGUGUUUGUAAGACAGCAGGAUCGUACAGCCAAUAUCUCCACAGAGGUUCGUAUUGCGAAACUCUGUCUUGUAGAUCUGGCUGGGUCAGAGAGAGCAACUGUUACAAAGAACAGGGGUUCGAGGUUCAGAGAGGGUGCUAAUAUCAACAGAUCUCUGCUAGCUCUGGGAAAUGUCAUUAAUGCAUUGGCAGAAAAUAAGGCUAAAGGUUAUGUACCAUAUAGAGACAGCAAGCUGACGAGGUUACUGAAGGAUUCUCUUGGUGGUAACUGUCAGACAGUAAUGAUAGCUGCUGUCAGCCCAUCUGCCAUGUCGUAUGAAGAUACCUAUAACACAUUAAGAUAUGCUGACAGGGCCAAGCAUAUCAAAGCUACAUUGAAAAAGAAUGUAAUAAAUGUGGAUAUUCAUAUGGCCAAAUAUGGCAAGAUUGUUGAAGAGCUACGAAAAGAGAUUAAAGAGUUAAAGGGAAAGCUAAAAAGUUAUGAAGACAACAGAAUGGUACCGGGAGAGGUGGUUGUACAGGCAGACAUGUCUUCAUUCAUUGGUUAUCAAAAUGAGAUAGAAAAGUUUUUUGUUGGUCAUCAAUCACUACAUGCUGAUCAGCUACAACAAGAAAUAGCCUUAAGAAACCUACAGUGGAAGAUGUACAGGAAACAACGAUGUCUGUCACGUCUUAACACAGUAGAUGAGCCGUGUAACAUUGAGUCAUUGAGGAAAGUAGAAACAAUGCUAAAUGGUAUGAAGCAGAAGACAUCUUGCAUGAAAAUCUCAUCCGAGUCAUCCAGGAGCAAGUUACUGGAAGGUUACAAGCAGCUGGGUGAUCUGGAGCAGGAUAUCAAAGAUUCAUGUGGGUUACAAGAUAACCAGCUUCCUGAGGUAUUGUCAUUGAGUCUACAGUUACAUGGUGUAAAGUCUGAACUCCUUGAUACCAAACAGUAUCUUAGUUAUACUAAACAAGUUGUUAGAUGUCAGGAGAAAGAGUUACUACACAAUGAAAGAUUGGUUCACUUAAUGUUAAAACUGUUGAAGAAGCAGCAUUACAUAAUGAAAGGUCACAACAUUUUGACCUCUGACCUCUCAGAGGACUAUGCCAGUAUACAGAAGAGAGUUGCCGGUCAGGAGUUGUGCUGGGGAGACGAGGAGAGCGGUUCUAUAUACACCUGUGGCUACACACUGACAGAUAUGCUGGACCUUCCAUCUCUGCAACUUAAACCUGAUCCUAGUCAGCAAGAAUGUAUCAAAGAAAGGAAGGAAAGAUGUUCAGAGGCUACGAAAUCAGGAGCUGUAUUUGAAUUCACUGCAACCCAACAUGAACCAAGGGACAACCAAAUUCCUGCUAAUUAUCCAUUUAAAGUGGUUGAUGAAUGUUCACCACCCAAAGCAAAGCGUGUAAUGUUGCCAGCCUCACAACCCCAACAGUCUACAAGCAGAGUAUACAGACCUGGUGGUGGUCAGUCAGCUAGGGGCAGUUACAAGACAGGCUUAACACCAACUAAAUCUAGAUUUACUCCAUCAAAAUCUCGAUCAUUUACUGAAUCUUCAAGCUCAUAUAAUAGUGUGAAAAACUUAACCAAAAAUACUGGUCAGAAUAAUUCAAAAGUGUCGCGAAAUCUGCUUGGAGAAAAUAAAACUAAUACAUCAGUGUCAAAAAAACCAAAUGAUAGAAAAAGGAACUUGCAUCGAAGGUCCGCCAGUGUUGGUUCAAGUGUGGACUUUGAUACAGAUGAAAGUUUAGAACUAGACGUUAUGCCUAAAUCCAGGUUUAACAAAAUUAACGACACAAUGACAAAGUGUAAGAAAUUUUCCUCUUCUCAUUCAAAAUCAUCUAUGUCUCUUGUGAAGUCACAUACACGCAGAAGUUUGAUAGUGGAGGAGGAGUCUAAUCAUGAUGGAACUUUCACGAUCGAUCCUGAUUGUCUUGACAUUCCUGCAACAGUUAUACCUUGUGUUGAUUGUGACAGUGAAAAUAAUAAAAGUGUGAAAAACAGUGUUGUCUCUGACAGCUGUAAAACUUGUCAUAAGUGUGCUAAAGAAAUGAAUGUAAAUUCAAACAAUAAUAUAAAGUUAGAUAAUGGAAUUUGUAAUACUCGGAGUAUGUCGCAGAAAACUAGUCAUUGUGGGGAGUUGAACGUAGAACCUGCUCAGAGAUAUACCACAUGUGUAGAACAUUUACCGGUAGAUUACGGACCUGAGAAUGAUUCCGGGACUAGUACAAUAGUGGACCAGUCUGCUAAUAGUGUAACUAGUCUAGCUUCUUUGUCAACUCUAGUCGACGGCCAAAAUCUCUCCCAGAAUCUCUCUUCUUCUGAAGACAGUAAUUUACAUGAACAAACUAUUUGUACAAAGCAUAAAAGAGACUCUUUAGAAAUGAAACAUAUGGAAUCUGUGGAGAAGAAAUGUGUGAAAAUAAAUUCUGGUACAGUGACAAAGACAGUUACAAAUACUGUACAACAAGAAACUGUGACAAAGUCAGUGAAUCAUGUUGAGGUUUCUGAGGGUGACAGGGAGGCCAAGGCUGUACGGUGCAUAAAAUUUGACAACAUAGAAAAUAACCAUACUCCUACUAAAGGUAAGAGUUAUGCUGACAUUGUACGGACACCAACACCAGAGAGGAAGCCAUUACGACAAGUUGGAGGCUGUAACACUAUGCUCUCAUCACCUCGAUGUGAUAGUAGAAGAGAAUUAAGAUUUAUUUGUCCAUAA